This is a messenger RNA of Bradysia coprophila, 1329 nucleotides long. RefSeq lists its product as uncharacterized. Lineage: Eukaryota; Metazoa; Arthropoda; Insecta; Diptera; Sciaridae. The record is from RefSeq and is a predicted model, not a curated record.
UGGAUACAGAACCGCCGUUGUAGAAAUGUUUAAAAUCCUCAAGACGUUUCAAACGAACAACUUUCUGAUGAACAAUGUCACGAGACAAUUUGCCAAUUUCUACGAUACGGGUGAAUAUCAUUUCAUAGACGGAUUAAAUUACAUUGGAAAUCGUGGUAUAUAUUGGACAAAUCCGAAGUCAUCCUAUAUAACACGUGUGACAGAUGACUAUGACCAGUGUGUGCAAGGUAACCGAUCCAAUGACAAUACAUGCUGGUGGUACUUUCCCAAAAAGGUAGUCACCAUGAUGGAAAAUAGUUAUUGUGAACAAGACAUCAGAACCAUUGAAAGCGCUGUACGAAGUUGGAAGUUGAUACAAAACGCUCCCAAAAAACAUAUUGAUUGGUAUGUUGCUACAGCCAGAUGUUUUGCGUGGUUUCCAGAAGUUUCAAUUGAACAAAAGAUUUUCGCUACUAAGCAUUACGGUUGCACAUUCUACACCGAUGAUGCGAUUGAACAGUUGAGUUCUGAUCGACAAUUCAAUCCUGCUGCUACCGAAUUACUUAACAAUUUGCGGCUAGUCUUCAGUCAAAAAAGUGGUCAGGUAACAGACAUGCGUAAGUUUAAAGGUCAAUACAACAUUCCGGAUAGUUAUAUCGAAAAGGCAGUUGAAGCUAUUGCGAUUCAAACGGAAUUUGUGCGGUUGGCCAGGCAAUUAUUAAAACCCAAAAUUUUCGAUUUUUUCAUACUUGGGUGCUAUCACUAUUUAAGCGGGGUUACCGCUGAAAAGACUCUCUUUCAAAAACACUGCCAUUCGAAAACAAUUAUUGACCAACAGGAAAAUGAAGCUGUAAGAAAUCAUUCAAUUGGUUUCAGAUGGAUAUUACCCACAGCUAUGACAGACGAAACUUCAGUGAUCCAUUUGAAUCAUGAUAAUCCUGCUGUCGAGCUGGCAACCAUAAAUGCAAUACUUGAGAAUGACAUAAUUGGUUACUUUAGGGAUAUCCAUCUCGAUUUUACGCCAAUGACACAUCUUGAUACAGAUUCGUCGGGACAAUCUGAUUUAGAUGCUGCAAGAAUGGUUACGAACCGAACGAAUGAAAUUAAAAAAGUUUUCGCGUAUCUGUGGGAAAAUGUUCCAUCCGAAAAUGCUAAGCAUUACGAAUAUUUAGCGAAAUAUGUUGGAUUUUUAACGGACUUCAAUUUUGUUCAGAGUGUACGUGGUACAAAUUUCAGAUACGGCUGGAUUCCACAUAUGGAUUAGAUUUGUCAAGAAUUUUAAAAUCUUGAUUAGAAGCUGAAUUUAUGUCAUGCUAUCAAAAAAUACAGAAAAUAAACGUAAAGGUGUGA